Messenger RNA from Baudoinia panamericana UAMH 10762, 1673 nucleotides. RefSeq lists its product as uncharacterized. Gene Ontology annotation, cellular component: cytosol; nucleus. The transcript is spliced from 2 exons. Lineage: Eukaryota; Fungi; Ascomycota; Dothideomycetes; Mycosphaerellales; Teratosphaeriaceae. Gene Ontology annotation, molecular function: pantothenate kinase activity; ATP binding. The record is from RefSeq and is a predicted model, not a curated record. Bases 244 to 1614 code for a protein of 456 amino acids. Gene Ontology annotation, biological process: coenzyme A biosynthetic process.
AAAAUGCGGUCAGCUAGAGUGCUCAACGAAUGUUCAUGUCCGGCCGCGCCUGUCAGCUUAGCUCGAGCAUGUGAAGCUCUACGUGUGUCCGAGAAGUGUUACCCUGCAAUGCCCCCUUGACGCCGCCUUCAUAUUCACUUCUAUCCGAUCUCCUGCCAACUUAGGAAGCGGCACGUGCUCGAGCUUCAGACUUCACAGAGGCCUCCGACAUUCAUCACCGGGUCCGAGAACAUUUCUGCCAGCAUGGCAGAGAUCGAAAGACCAGCGGUUAAGCGCCGCAGGAUUUCAACGUCCGCCACUGACGUGCAGUCUGCUAUCUCCCAACCUGGUACAAUCAAGAUCAACGUGACUGGAGCGUAUAUUAUCGACCAUGAGGAUGAGGAUGCUUCGCAAAGUAGUGGCGGCAGCUCGCCUUCUAGCAACCCGGAGAACGAAGAGCAAACGUACCAACACCACAAGCGAGACAUUCGCUUACCGAACCAUACAGCAGUUGUCAGUCAUGUCGCCGCUGACAUCGGUGGCUCUUUAGCCAAAGUGGUCUAUUUCUCGAGAGAGAACGGACAUGCUGAGUCUGGUGGCCGCCUGCACUUCAUCUCCUUUGAGACGGAGAAGAUCGACGACUGCAUCGAGUAUCUCCGUAUCCUACAGGAUCGUCAUAAGCAAACUAAUGGCGCGAAAGCUACUGAGCUGAGCGUCCAAGCUACGGGUGGCGGCGCGUACAAGUUCUAUGAUAGGAUCAGAGAGCGGCUUGGCGUUCAGGUGCAACGGGAGGACGAAAUGGAAUGCUUAAUCAUGGGCCUGGACUUCUUCAUAACUGAGAUCCCGAUGGAAGUCUUUACUUACGACGAUACUGAGCCAGAUAAUCCCGUGACUUAUCAGGAUGCUCGCUCGGACAUCUAUCCGUACUUGCUGGUCAACAUUGGUAGCGGUGUCUCCAUGAUCAAGGUCUCCGGGCCGUCUCAAUUCCAGCGUAUAGGCGGUACGUCGCUGGGUGGUGGUACGCUGUGGGGCCUCCUAUCGCUGCUCACAGGAGCGCGCACGUUUGACGAUAUGCUUGCGAUGGCUGACAAGGGCGACAAUACUUCUGUUGAUCUGCUGGUCGGUGAUAUAUACGGCGAAGGGAUGGGCUACGAGAAGAUCGGGCUCAGCGAGAAGACCAUCGCAAGUAGUUUCGGCAAGGUGCUGAAACGGAAGCGAGAAGCUGAGCGCAACGCAGAGGAUGGCGGAGGACUUACGAAUGGGGACGCAAGUCACGCCAAGCCAGACAUUGCUACAAGCGGUUCGGGUGCAGGCCUGGUCGGAGACGGUAGGAUGUUCAAGCCGGAGGACAUCUCACGAAGCUUGCUAUAUGCGAUCAGUAACAACAUCGGUCAGAUUGCAUAUCUGCAGUCGGAGAAGCAUGACCUCAAGCGCAUAUACUUCGGCGGUUCCUUCAUUCGAGGUCAUCAGCAGACUAUCCACACUCUCUCCUUUGCCAUCAAGUUUUGGAGCAAAGGCACAAAACAGGCGUACUUCCUCCGCCAUGAAGGUUAUCUUGGCGCCGUAGGCGCCUUCAUCAGACGCCGACCUGCUCGCUGGGGCAGGCGAGGCAGCGUUGAGUUCGUGGAAACCUGAACGUCUGUGCGGCUGACGCCGCUUACGGCAGCAACGCAGAGCAUGUCGGGGUGGACGAG